AUGUCUUGGUCAUUUACAUCUAAAAUUAAAUUAAACGAUGGUCAUUUAAUGCCAGUAUUUGGCUUAGGCUUGUAUCAAGCAGCAUCAACAUUAAAAACGACGCAAAUCGUAGCCGAUGCGAUUCGUCUUGGUUAUCCACUAAUUGAUACAGCUGAAAUAUAUGGCAAUGAAGCUCAAGUAGGCGAAGCUAUGAAGAAUAAUAUUGAACGUGAAAAAAUAUUCAUUUCCACAAAACUUUUUCGUACUAAUGACGGUCGUGAAGGUCUUCAUAAAUCAUUUAAUCGUUCUCUUCAAAAACUUGAUACUAAUUAUGUUGAUUUGUAUCUUAUGCAUGCUCCUCAAGGUGGCCAUGUACUUGAAGUCUAUAGAGAAAUACUUCAGCUACAAAGCGAAGGAAAAAUACGUUCGGUUGGUGUAUCAAAUUUUGGUGUUCAGCAUUUGAAAUGGCUGAAACAAGCUGGCUUCGUACCGGCUGUUAAUCAAAUUGAAUUACAUCCAUGGUGGCCCAAUGAAGAUAUUGUUGAGUAUUGUCGAGAAAAUAAUAUUGCUAUUAUGGGCUAUUCACCAUUAGGUAAAGCACGUUUUCUUGAUGAUCCAUAUUUACAGAAAAUAGCUGUACAAUAUGGUAAAACGCCAGCACAAAUUCUUAUUCGUUGGUCACUACAAAAUGGUUUUAUCACAAUACCAAAAACAUCAUCGAGCAUCGAACGAUUAAAAGAGAAUAUGGCUGUUUUUGAUUUUACAAUAUCUGAUGAUGAUAUGAAAGAUAUAGCACGUUAUGGUAAAAAAAAGCCACAAAAUACAGGAUGGAAUCCAACAUUGAACACAAAAAAAGAUUUUGGACCAUUAUAA
Molecule: messenger RNA, 852 nt
Organism: Rotaria socialis
Lineage: Eukaryota; Metazoa; Rotifera; Eurotatoria; Philodinida; Philodinidae
Source: the annotation of a GenBank genome assembly